Messenger RNA from Gaeumannomyces tritici R3-111a-1, 5424 nucleotides. RefSeq lists its product as hypothetical. The record is from RefSeq and is a predicted model, not a curated record. The transcript is spliced from 2 exons. Gene Ontology annotation, cellular component: nucleus. Gene Ontology annotation, biological process: regulation of DNA-templated transcription. The coding region runs from base 809 to 4168 and encodes 1119 amino acids. Gene Ontology annotation, molecular function: sequence-specific DNA binding; zinc ion binding; protein binding. NCBI's taxonomy places the organism in Eukaryota, Fungi, Ascomycota, Sordariomycetes, Magnaporthales, Magnaporthaceae.
GCUCCAGCCAAGUCAAUCUCAAUGUCCUCGCAUCACCUCUCCUGACCCUGAUCUGCCAACCUGCAUCGCCAGCGACCAGCCGACUCCCGAGACCCCGCCAGUCCCGUCCACUCUAUGCGAGCAUCGUGCGAGCAUCGUGCAAACCCUGCGACGGCUGCAAAACCCACCUAAACACGGGCCCCGACCCACGCCCACCGCACGCCGCCCGACUGACGGUCCUGCUCCCCCCGCGAUCCCCCAGCCGGGGCGAGUCGAGCAGACGACGCUCGCCCCCCUCCCUGUGCUACCGACGACCCAGGCCAGCGCCACCAUCGGAGAGUCAGCGCUGCGAUUGCUGUGCUACUCCCGAGGAUUUGUCUGGCCAGCUCCAGCUCCAGCAGCAGCCUGUAACCACCCUCCAACAUAUCGCACCCACCACACCAUACAUAAACAUCCCCAGCCCGGAGGCCCCUUCCCUUGUGCAACCUCGAUCGCGGCUACCGUCCGAACCCCCGGCCAUCUUAGCCUCCUCGCGUUGCGAUCCAUCACUUGGCCCGCCUCCAGCUCUGUCUGGCGCCACCAACGAAGCCCUGUGCAAGGGGCCAUUCCAUGCAACUUUUCUGUUCCCCCUUAUCGCACCCCCAUCUGUCAAGUCUUCUUAGAGCGCCCAUCGGGGCCCCUGCGGCCAGAGAAUUAUCCUGAGGGGCCUCCGGCAGACUACGGGCGUCCACGUGGUCUUGUUGCUUUUUCUCACCGUUUUUCUAUCCUCCCGCACCUGUGCUAGAUCUGCAGCUGCGGGGCUUUGACCGCCCCUUUUAAUGUGCCUGACAUGGACAACAACAAUUACUUUGCGGGGCAGACUCAAAGCGAGCAGGUACAGCGACAGCUGGCUGUCCAACAGCAGCAGCAGCGGCGGCGGCAGCAACAACAACACCAGCUCGGAAACCUCGCCAACCUGCAGGUUGGAGGUAUGGUCAUGGACGGCCCGGGGGUCCAGGAUGACCCCAUGUCGGCCAUAUCGAACUCGCCCAUGCUCGACGGCGAGUCGCUGGACGACAUCAUCCAAAACAACUCCAACGAAAUGCACAGGCGGUGGAGCAUGACCCAGACCUACUCUCCCCACGAUCUGGACUCGGGUACGAGGCGGCUGUCCAUGAUGGAGUUCGGGACCAACUUUGACUUUUCCAACAUGGGAAACACGUUUGACACCAUGGGGAACUCGGGCAUGGGCGGCAGUAUGAACGUGUCGGUUCCUCCCAACUCCCAGUACGACCAGCACAGCGGCAUGGGCAUGGUCAAUAUGGUCAGCGCCGGGGGCUUCUCGACACUGUCGCCCGAUAUGAUGGGCAAUAUGCUCAGCUUCUCCAGCCUCAACAUGAGCUCGACCACGACAGGCCAGGACAACAUGGGACUCUUCUCGUCCACGAGCCUGGGGGAUCAGUAUAUGGGCAACACGGUCUCCAUGGAAAUCAUGACGGCUGACGAUUUCGGCAUGGAGAUGCUGACGGACACCAUGUCGCCCCCAAACAGGGCUCCCACAUCCGUGAUGCAGCAAAACGACGGGGACUUGGACAUGGCAAACUCGGGAUCUCAGCAGCAACAGCAACAGCAGCAGCCGCCUAUGAGCGUACAGGCAAGCAUGCCGGCCGAAGCGCCGCAGGCCACGCCACGUCCUGCAUCGUUCAAGACCCCCGCGCCUCCGCGGCCCCCGCGGCCGCCUGCCGCACCCACGUUUUCGGCCAGGCAAGACCCUCCAGGCCUACAGAGCCCGGCGCAGCCCGUUGGUUCUGGAGCUGCCGUAGCCAAAAGCGUCUACUCCAAGUCGGGGUUCGACAUGGUCAGGGCACUGUACUACGUGGCGUCGCGGCAGAACCCGCAGAUCCAACUCGGGGCCGUCGACCUGUCGUGUGCGUUUGUGGUGACCGACAUCAGUCUAAACGACUGUCCCAUCGUGUACGUGUCAAGCAACUUCCAGAACCUGACGGGGUACAGCCAGCACGAGAUCCUGGGCAAGAACUGCCGCUUCCUGCAGGCGCCCGACGGCCAAGUCGAGGCCGGGGUCAAACGCGAGUUCGUCGAGGACCACGCCGUGUUUAACCUCAAAAAGGCAAUAGCGGAGCGCAAGGAGAUCCAGCAGAGUCUCAUCAACUACCGCAAGGGCGGCAAGCCGUUUCUCAACCUGCUCACCAUGAUCCCGAUCCCAUGGGAGACAGACGAGCUGCGCUACUAUGUCGGCUUCCAGAUCGACGUUGUCGAGUGCCCGGACGCCAUCACGAAACACGACCUGGGUGGGCAGUUGCAGGUCAACUACAAGAAUAGCGACAUUGGGCAGUACAUCUGGGGCGGGCCUGGGGGUGCGGCAGCAGGCGUCGGGGCGUCGGGGACGGCGGCGGCGGCGGCGAGUGGAGAGCAGGACAGCAGCCAGACUCUCAGCGCCGACGACGUGUCGACGCUGCUCAAGCAGAUCAAGCCCAAGGGCGUAGCGUCGGACUGGCAUCGGCAGGCGUGGGACAAGAUGCUGCUCGAGAACGCCGACGACGUGGUGCACGUGCUGACGCCCAAGGGCGCGUUCCAGUACCUGUCCCCGUCGUGCAAAAAGGUGCUCGGGUACGAGGCGACGGAGCUGGUAGGGCCCGGGUCCAGCAAGAACACCAUCACGUCGCUGUGCCACCCGUCGGACCUCAUCUCGGUCACGCGCGAGCUCAAGGACGCGUCCCCAGCCAACCCCACGGUCAACAUGGCGUUCCGGAUCCAGCAGAAAAAGAAGGGGUACGCAUGGUUCGAGAGCUACGGGUCGCUCUUCGUCGAGGCCGGCAAGGGGCGCAAGUUCAUCGUGCUAGUCGGGCGCAAGCGGCCCGUCUUCACGCUGCGCAAAAAGGACGUCGAGGCGCACGGCGGCAUCGGCGACAGCGAGCUGUGGACAAAGCUCUCGACGUCGGGCAUGUUCCUGUUCGUGUCGUCCAACAUCCGCUCGCUGCUGGACCUGCAGCCACAGGACCUGGUGGGCACCAGCAUGCAAGACCUCAUGCGCAAGGAGUCGCGGCCCGAGUUUGGCCGCACCAUCGAGAAGGCGCGCAAGGGGAAGAUGGUGUCGUGCAAGCACGAAGUGCAGAACCGCCGAGGCCAAGUGCUCCAGGCCCUGACGACGCUGUACCCGGGCGACAGCGCUGACAACCCCGGAGGGAAGGCGUCCUUCCUGCUAGCGCAGACCAAGCUUGUCAAGGCCUCUUCGCGCUCAGGCGGCAGCGGCGCCCCGGCCUCGUCCGUCUCGGGCUCUGCGGCUGGUAAGAAGACAGGCAGCCAGAACGGAUCGGGAGCCACGACAGCAGGCGCUUCAAAUCAACCGGCUGCUGCUUCUCAGCCAGGGUCCAAGCAAGACGGCGAUGGCAGCACAGCAGCAGCAGCGACGCCUGCAUCCGUGGGCACGGGGGCGGCAGGGGCGGUCACGCCGACACUAGACGGGUCGGCAACGGCAACGACGAUGGCGACGAUGGCGAGCGACAUGCCAGGGACGUACAAGCAGCUGGACGACAACAUGUUUGAGGAGCUCAACACGACGCGGUGCACGAGCUGGCAGUACGAGCUGCACCAGAUGGAGAAGGUGAACCGGCUGCUGGCCGAGGAGCUUGGCCAGCUGCUGUCGAACCGCAAGAAGCGCAAGCGGCGGCGGAGCGCGGGCCUGGUGCGCGACUGCGCAAACUGCCACACACGCAGCACGCCCGAGUGGCGAAGGGGGCCCAGCGGCCAGCGCGAUCUGUGCAACAGCUGCGGCCUUCGAUGGGCCAAGCAGAUCGGCCGCGUCUCGCCACGGACCUCGUCGCGCGGCGGUGCCAACAAGGAAGACGCCCAGAGCAGAAAGUCGAACUCCCCCUCGCACCAGUCGCCCCUCCAGCGCGAAUUCUCGGCCGAGUCGACCGCCGGCAAGAAGGGGGGGCAGGCGCCUCCCUCGACUGCAGCAACUCCUAGGGCGACCGGUACAUCCUCGGCCCCUCCCACUGCUGAGCAGUCGACGGCGGCGGCGGCGGCUGCGGCGGCGGGCGGCGGCCUUGACGCUUCACCCGCUGGGCCCAGCAGCCUGGCGUCGCAACAGAUGCCUCCGCCGCAGAGCAACCCGCUUCUCGCGGGCGGGAGCGGGCUAGGCGGGGGUGGUAUGGAGAUGACUUCGAUCCGCGAGGAGCGUGAGAACUGAGAACUGAGCGCCCAUCUCUCGCUUACACUGUUGCGUUGUUGCGUUUUCGCUCUUUAUGCUGCCACUGCCGGAGCUUUUGCCAUAUACCAGACGUCUUGUAUCUCUCUUGCCUUCUUUUUUUUUUUUGCAGAUCCGGCACCCAUCUCCCAACAGCCCACCCUUGGCAACCCUCUACACACUUCAACCCAUCUUCUUGAUAUUUCUCUCGUCUCGGUUCUACACGUCCGAGCCUUCUCUUUUCAUGUUCAACGGUCCAAUACUCGACCGACACCUGUUUCCUUUUUUCCCCUCCUAACGCAUACACGAUCUUGUUUGGAGUUUCAACUGAUAGACAAAGGAAAGGAAAGCACUGGCUUUUUCCUAUGUAUUUUUCAUUGGUCAAACGGGGUAGCGUAAUGGGGGAGGGCGGGCAAUGUAGGUACACGAUUGGGGCACCGCCCUCCACCCUUGAUUUUUAUAUUUCUAUUCCAACUUUUGUCCUAUCCUGCCUUGUUUGCGCCUAUACCACCAAUAUUCUCUUUUUUUUCAUUCUACACAAGACUCUUCACCUCCAUGUCCACAUACCCCCGCAUGUUCUUUCUGCCGUUGGGCGUCUUGGCUUUUAGGCCAUGGCUAAAGUUUUGUUGCAUUCGUUUGGAAGGGCUUGGGCGAGAUAAACGAUUGGUUGAUGGGUUCUCGCUUGUGUGUCUUGGGCAGUCUGUUGCAUUGGACAGCGGCGCUGGGGGGAUGUGGAAAGGAGCUUGGUGCCUAUGAUUUGUGGGCUGAGGGGUGGGAUGGGGUGGCUGGCUGGCUUGAAGGGAAGGGGACGUUUACUCAGCCCCUAGAUCAGCUGGCGACAAUAGGCAGCGCGACGGAUUUAGCUCAUAUGCUGCUGGCCUGGGUAUCUGGGUUGCGACAUGUAGUGUGCAUAGGUAUCAGCUCCCGCCCUUUUCCCCCAUGUUCAUGGUAUAUGAAUUUGGUUGGCUGCUUGGACACAUACAGGCCACAGGGAACACGCACGGGAUCUUGGUAUCCACUACGACAAAGAUCUCGCCUCGGGCACGAGAGCCGGUUAGUAAGGUCGGGUAAAAAGGUUCAGUCGAUGUAUCUGCGUAUCCCCUUCGCAUGUGGCUACAAUCUUCGUAGUAGGAGUAGGAACCAAGCAACUGCCACUCAGUCAGGUUCAACCCAGCGCCAGGAGGCGGGGGAAGCGGCUGUACACCAGCUCGCAACCAGAAUACAGAAAUAAGAGCGCUGCCUCGCGAUCGUUUUCGACG